Molecule: messenger RNA, 3560 nt
Organism: Haliotis rufescens (red abalone)
Lineage: Eukaryota; Metazoa; Mollusca; Gastropoda; Lepetellida; Haliotidae
Product: target of rapamycin complex 2 subunit MAPKAP1-like
Exons: 12
Coding region: 94-2535 (813 amino acids)
Biological process (GO): TORC2 signaling
Cellular component (GO): TORC2 complex; plasma membrane; cytoplasm
Molecular function (GO): phosphatidylinositol-4,5-bisphosphate binding
Source: RefSeq, a predicted model, not a curated record
GAAGAGGUCUAUUUCAAGAUGGCGGCGAGGAGGAAGGCUGGAAGUGAACGACAUUAAAUUUGCUUGUUUAAUCAAAUACAGGUUUGCAUCACCAUGGCAAUGAUGGAUGAUGUUGAUUUCCUCAUCUCACACAUUCGAAACUCCUUCAUCACGAGUGACGACACCGGCAUGUGUGAGCUGAUCAUAGAAAUGGAUGAGGCGGAGAGGGUGGACACACGGACACAGUCAUUCAGCACAUACGCUCACUGGAACAAGUGUGAUUCCCCUCCGAGCCCGGUGGACAGUGGUUUGGACACUUCUGAUGAGCUGUCCCACUCCUAUGACAUUCUGCCUGACAUGGACUAUGGUGCCCACCGGCGCCGCUCCAACACGGCCCAGCGCCUGGAGCGCCUGAAGAAGGAGAAGCGGAACCAGUGUAAGGUGAAGACGGUGUCCUGGAAGGAUGCACAGACCAACUACUCAGCUGAGGAAAAGGGGUACCUGUUUGAGAAGAAGGAGGUGCCUCCAGUCACAGUGAAGGAGUCGACAAGGAAGGGCAGCUUCCUCUCUCAACAGCUGAAUACUCAUGGAAUGAAGGGAGAUAACCCAUUCACAGAAUAUGCAAAGUUUGAUGGAAGGGCCAGUGCAGGUAUUGCAACAAAGAAAAUCGACAUUUUCCUUACGAUGGCACCCGCAGAGAGUCGAGCCUAUCCAAUGCCGGUGGUUGUCGUGGCAACAGCAAAAGUGGAGGAACUGAUUGGUCUGAUUUGCUGGCAGUACAUGCAUGAGGCACGAGAACCUAGGAUGAUAGAGGACACCGGUGUCUACUGGCUGCACAUCGCUGAGGAUGACGGGGAGGUUGACAUGGACUUCCCCAGCCUCGACAAAAGGGAACCCGUGUCAAAGUUUGGUUUCUCAAAGCUGGCAUUAGUUGAGAGGGCACCUGCUCACCCAACACCAAAGAAGUCACUUGUAGUAACAGUAAAUGUUCCGAGUCGAGGGUUCAACAAGUUCCAGGUCGACAACAUCAACAUUCCUAUGAAAGACAUCCUCAACAAAGUCCUCAAGCGGCGCAAAAUCAAAGUGAAGCCGGGGCUGAGUUACUACCUAGAGAAGCAGAACGAGCCAGGCUCUGUUAUUGACCUUGAUGACUUAGUCCUGUUGUUUGUUGUAGGGCUGAGUUACUACCUAGAGAAGCAGAACGAGCCAGGGUCUGUCAUUGACCUUGAUGACUUAGUCCUGUUGUUUGUUGUAGGGCUGAGUUACUACCUAGAGAAGCAGAACGAGCCAGGCUCUGUUAUUGACCUUGAUGACUUUGUCCUGUUGUUUGUUGUAGGGCUGAGUUACUACCUAGAGAAGCAGAACGAGCCAGGGUCUGUCAUUAACCUUGAUGACUUUGUCCUGUUGUUUGUUGUAGGGCUGAGUUACUACCUAGAGAAGCAGAACGAGCCAGGCUCUGUCAUUAACCUUGAUGACUUUGUCCUGUUGUUUGUUGUAGGGCUGAGUUACUACCUAGAGAAGCAGAACGAGCCAGGGUCUGUCAUUAACCUUGAUGACUUUGUCCUGUUGUUUGUUGUAGGGCUGAGUUACUACCUAGAGAAGCAGAACGAGCCAGGGUCUGUCAUUGACCUUGAUGACUUAGUCCUGUUGUUUGUUGUAGGGCUGAGUUACUACCUAGAGAAGCAGAACGAGCCAGGGUCUGUCAUUGACCUUGAUGACUUAGUCCUGUUGUUUGUUGUAGGGCUGAGUUACUACCUAGAGAAGCAGAACGAGCCAGGGUCUGUUAUUGACCUUGAUGACUUUGUCCUGUUGUUUGUUGUAGGGCUGAGUUACUACCUAGAGAAGCAGAACGAGCCAGGGUCUGUCAUUGACCUUGAUGACUUAGUCCUGUUGUUUGUUGUAGGGCUGAGUUACUACCUAGAGAAGCAGAACGAGCCAGGGUCUGUUAUUGACCUUGAUGACUUUGUCCUGUUGUUUGUUGUAGGGCUGAGUUACUACCUAGAGAAGCAGAACGAGCCAGGGUCUGUCAUUGAUCUUGAGUCCAACCUGGCCGCCACUGACACCAUGGAGUUUUGUCUCGUCAGAGAAAACAGUCAGCGGGGGGACAUAGAGGAGCUGUACCCGGUGGACUCCUCGGACGUGGCUGAGUCACUGACCAGUCAUCAGUACAAGUCCUACAUCGUCAACAUGGUGCAUAAGCUGAGAACCAACACAGAGGUUCAGCUAGGUGUCAGUGGUGAGAAGGUAGAAAUAGACCCGGUCACCAACAAGGGCACCGGGAGGUUGUUCAAGCAGAAAGCUGUCACUUACGAUGCUGACAACAUUGCUGACUGCGAUAUAGUGGAAAAUAGGUCUAACGGCAAGUGUGUGUUCCGGAUGAUGUACCAGAGUAACCAUGACUACAAGCAUCAUGACUUCGAGGUUGAAGAGGAGGUGGCCAAUGAAAUUGUUCAGAAAAUAAACAACAUUCUUGAGCUGAGGCUCAGUCAAACACGUAAAGACUUUGUGGCAAACAGAGAGAGAAAGAGGAAGCGAGACUCACUCAGAUACAGUUAACACUGGGAGUUGGACAAUCCACUGACAAGCAACAACUCGUCAUCUCAAAGAGGACCAGAUCUAACCUUUGAGAUACGUAAUGUGCAUUAGACAACUGAUAUUCUAUUUGAUGGACCACAGGAUGGAUCCAGGGAUAAGUGUAGGAUUUCUGAAGUGAAAACCCAGUGUGCUGUUGUACAAAACAACCUCAUGACCCUGUCACACGUAUAGCAGUAACGUAUGAGAAUUUUUGCCAAAACGCCGGCAACGCUGAAACACGCUAUGGAUAAGUUAGGUGUAAGUUGUAUACGUUAAAAGCAUGCUGGUAUACGUUGUAGUAUGCAGAGGCUUAAAAACAUUUUUGUGCAUGCACAAAAUUUUCGGCUUUAUACGUUAGGCAUACUUUAGAGGUAUGCUCUACAUACGUUUAUAUACGCCAGAUAUACAUUACCCAUACGGCCCGUUUAAGGCACCUUUCUCCUACGAUGAACGCGCUAGUCAUACGCUGAACAUGCCAGACAUAGAUGGCAAAAUGCUUUUAUACGAUGUCAUAAGUUAUUAUAAGUCAGUGAUACGCUACUAUUACGUUAGACAUGCGUUACAUAUACGGUAAACUCUCGUUAUGUAUACGCUAUGGAUGCGCCCAAAUCAUGGUUUUUCGUAUGACGUAUGACACGCUAGGUGCAAGUUUCUCUGAAACGUUGUAGUGUGACAGGGCCAUUAGUACUAUGACUGUCGUAAGUCUAUGAUAAGGUAUGGGAGUUACGAUCACCUUAGCGCUAAGAUCACUUUGUACAGUGACUCUUACAGGAACUGAUUCCCCCACUUUUAGUGCCCGUGGGUAGCCCCACCAGAUAACAUCCAGAAUGGACAAUGGGUUGUCUUUAAAAUCAAAUGCUUUUUGAUUUAUGAACUGUGAUGAAAUGUUGUGUUUUAAUUCUAGGCUAAGAUAACUACUAAAUGAAUGUGGUUUGUUGAAACAUAUAUGGGAUGUCUUUGAAUCUGUGAUGUGUAUUCUGUGAAAUUAAAUACAGCUAUGACUAUAA